CUGGCACACUUACACCUCAGUGGAAGGGACUGUGACAUAUAAUAGUGUGAGUAGUAAUACAAGAUACUAUCAGUGGAAGGGUCUGUGACAUAUAAUAGUGUGAAUAGUAAGGCAAGAUACUAUCAGUGGAAGGGACUGUGACAUAUAAUAGUGUGAGUAGUAAUACAAGAUACUAUCAGUGGAAGGGUCUGUGACAUAUAAUAGUGUGAGUAGUAAUACAAGAUACUAUCAGUGGAAGGGACUGUGACAUAUAAUAGUGUGAAUAGUAAGGCAAGAUACUAUCAGUGGAAGGGACUGUGACAUAUAAUAGUGUGAGUAGUAAUACAAGAUACUAUCAGUGGAAGGGUCUGUGACAUAUAAUAGUGUGAGUAGUAAUACAAGAUACUAUCAGUGGAAGGGACUGUGACAUAUAAUAGUGUGAAUAGUAAGGCAAGAUACUAUCAGUGGAAGGGACUGUGACAUAUAAUAGUGUGAAUAGUAAGGCAAGAUACUAUCAGUGGAAGGGACUGUGACAUAUAAUAGUGUGAGUAGUAAUACAAUACACUGUCAGUGGAAGGGACUGUGAAAUAUAAUAGUGUGAGUAGUAAGGCAAGAUACUAUCAGUGGAAGGGUCUGUGACAUAUAAUAGUGUGAGUAGUAAGGCAAGAUACUAUCAGUGGAAGGGUCUGUGACAUAUAAUAGUGUGAGUAGUAAUACAAGAUACUAUCAGUGGAAGGGUCUGUGACAUAUAAUAGUGUGAGUAGUAAUACAAGAUACUAUCAGUGGAAGGGUCUGUGACAUAUAAUAGUGUGAGUAGUAAUACAAGAUACUAUCAGUGGAAGGGUCUGUGACAUAUAAUAGUGUGAGUAGUAAUACAAGAUACUAUCAGUGGAAGGGUCUGUGACAUAUAAUAGUGUGAGUAGUAAUACAAGAUACUAUCAGUGGAAGGGUCUGUGACAUAUAAUAGUGUGAGUAGUAAUACAAGAUACUAUCAGUGGAAGGGUCUGUGACAUAUAAUAGUGUGAGUAGUAAUACAAGAUACUAUCAGUGGAAGGGUCUGUGACAUAUAAUAGUGUGAGUAGUAAUACAAGAUACUAUCAGUGGAAGGGUCUGUGACAUAUAAUAGUGUGAGUAGUAAUACAAGAUACUAUCAGUGGAAGGGACUGUGACAUAUAAUAGUGUGAGUAGUAAUACAAGAUACUAUCAGUGGAAGGGUCUAUGGGUUUGUGCGGGUGGGUAAGAUGUUACCAGUACUCAGGACCCUGUUAUUGUAGAAUAUUCUAGAAAGGUUACAUAAAUGAAGGGAUUGCUGAGCUGUGAGUAAGAAUAGAGGAGUGGCACCACGCCCAGGCACAAGGCAAUAUUCAUACCUUACAUUCCAUUAAGUGAGUAGAAAUAAUGUGAGAUGAUAUGGAUAUUUAUAUAUAUAACUCCUCUCCCUGCCAGGUCCAGCCUCUAUCGUUGUGAGCUAAUGGGCAGAGUUAUAUAAAUAUAGAGUAUAUACAACUCACUGCCCUCAUCCUACCACUUGUAGCCCGACACCAACAUGAAGGGACUGAUGCUGUACUUUGCCGCUGCUGCUGUAGCCUUGGCACUGGUCCAAUCACUGCAGUGUUACACGUGUGAUGAUUAUACAGCCAGUAAAGAUUGUUCCACUGUCACUAACUGCUCAGAUACAACAAAAUUCUGCAAAACUGCCGUCAAAAGCCCCAAUGUAGGGUUUCCAUUCACUGGGGAUGAAGAGGUGAGACGAGUGUGUGCAGUGAGUUGUGAGCAGACGGAGGAAGACUCUCUGGGGAACGAUGGCCCUACUUUCUGCUGCAAUUCUGAUCUGUGCAAUAACAGAGGCCUCUCUUCUCAUUCCAACUCUCUGGCUGCCUCUGCACUGAACCUUUCAGUUCUGAUACUGACUUUAACUGCAAUGAGAAUUUUUUUAUAACUGCCAAAGGAAAUUGCGGGGCCUUAAACUACUUGAUGAGGCCCCUCUUUCCUUCCAAACACUACAAGGGCCCAUAUUUUGCCCAAGGGCCACUGCUAGAACAGAAAAAUAAUUUCUGCCCUGCAGCAUUGCCAGUUGUCCUCCCUGUUGCUGACCCUGAACGUAACCAACCGGUAUAUAUUCUGUAUCUAUGGAUUCCUUGAGAGGUUAAAGGGAUUCAGAAUUUUUAAGCAAUUAAAUAUUUCUCUGUAAUAUAUUUUACUUAAAAACUGAAAAUGAAGAGCAAAAGAAAGGAAAAUUUUGUUUUCAUCUCUGAAAAGGCAUUAAAGUCGCAUUGAUUUCGCA
Molecule: messenger RNA, 2263 nt
Organism: Xenopus laevis (African clawed frog)
Lineage: Eukaryota; Metazoa; Chordata; Amphibia; Anura; Pipidae
Product: ly6/PLAUR domain-containing protein 2
Exons: 3
Coding region: 1526-1918 (130 amino acids)
Source: RefSeq, a predicted model, not a curated record